Molecule: messenger RNA, 227 nt
Organism: Candidula unifasciata
Lineage: Eukaryota; Metazoa; Mollusca; Gastropoda; Stylommatophora; Geomitridae
Source: the annotation of a GenBank genome assembly
AUGUCGGGAAAAGUUAAAUCUCGUUCAUCAGCAAAUGCAGCGGACAGUGCAACACAGUCUUUGAAUGAGAGGAUCUUGAAAGAAUGUCAUAGCCUUUACAUCGACCCUGAAAAUGGACUGGUGAAGAUUGCUGAGAGUCUUGGCCUCCAUCUGCUGGCACCAAGGAAGAAGAUCACAGUUCUCUUGAUUGGCAACCAUUCAGCUGGAAAGAGCUCCUUCAUCAAUUG